This is a messenger RNA of Gastrolobium bilobum, 2414 nucleotides long. RefSeq lists its product as uncharacterized. Gene Ontology annotation, molecular function: ubiquitin protein ligase activity. Gene Ontology annotation, biological process: positive regulation of ERAD pathway. The record is from RefSeq and is a predicted model, not a curated record. The transcript is spliced from 6 exons. NCBI's taxonomy places the organism in Eukaryota, Viridiplantae, Streptophyta, Magnoliopsida, Fabales, Fabaceae. Bases 1140 to 1604 code for a protein of 154 amino acids.
GAAAAAUCUUCCUCAAAACCGCCGCUGAGAUUCUUAGUGAAGGGAAGAGGGUUCAGCUGCGUUUUCAUCGAAACGCGGAAGAUUUUUUCGAUGAGAAUGUUCUCCACAUCCGCUAGAGGUCGUUGAGGUUUCGAAGCCGCCGCCGCCAAAUCUAUCUCCCAUUACCUCGUCGGUUGUUAGCGAAGAAGCUAUGCGUUUUGUACUGCAAGAUUCAUUUGGGUUCCUGUGGUUCUUGAUAUUGUUGACCUUCAUUAAAAAUGACUGUUAACUGUUGACUUCAAUAUUUGCUAUUGCUAACCAUCACUAUAUUUGAGCACUCUUGCUGUUAAAAAGAACAGUUCCCAAAAUUGAAUCGCAAUCUGUUAGAAAUUUGCGAACGCUUCUUUUUGACUGCAAGAGUGCUCAACUUAGUCCUUAUAAAAUGCAUUUAGUGACUACGAAUUUUUAGUUCAGGUAAUCACAUGUCUCAUGUCUCGUAUUAGUGACUUGACUACCAUAGAGGUAUGAUAUUCACUUGUGUUCUGAUUCAUUGGUUAUCUCAUGUUAUGUCUAUAAUGUUAGUUUUGGCUUCAAAAACUCCUCCUAGGGUACUCCAAUGAAAUCAUAGGAUUGGCACUGUGAAUUUCCCUUGGUUUGCUUUUUACUUGUUAUUAGUUUUUCCAGUUGUUAAAAAUAAAAUAUUGGGAAGAUUCAAAAUUGUUUCUGUUGUAUGAUAUAUGCUAAUUGUGAGAAAGGUAAAGACAAAUUUUGUAGAGCUAACGAAGCUGUGAUGUUCAUGCCAUGUGUUUCUAUAGAGAUCCUUUGUUGAUAAUGUGAAAGCUUCACUAAAUGAAAAUCAGUAUGUGGUUUGUUUUCUACCUUACAUUCAUGUAAGUUGUGAUUGUGUCUUUUCUUAUUUGCAACCUCUUCCUCGGAGAGGUGUGUAAUGCACUGCUUCUCACAUUUAGUUUAAGUUUCCUCUAAUUCGUGCUUUUGGUCUUUUUUUCCUUAUUGUUUGAUGAUAUUCAUUUCUGAGAACUUCCAGGUUUCUUUGUCAUAAUUUGGAUAUCAGCUGUGAGGUUCAAAUCAAAUGAAACUGUUAAGAAGCAGACAGCUUUAAAGGAAAGUGUCUAUCCUUAUUGGCAUUGCUCUUUGCUUUCAUGCUUCACGUGAUGUGCAUUUACUGGUGGUAUCGAAAUGAUGAUCUUUUAUACCCACUGGUCAUGCUUCCUCCAAGAGCAACACCUUUCUGGCCUGCAAUAUUCAUCAUCUUGGUUAAUGAUACAUUGACGCGGCAAGCUGCAAUGGCUUUCCAGUGUUUCCUGCUUAUAUAUUACAAAAAUGGCAAAGGUCAUACCUUCAGUCAGCAGGCUCAAAUGUUAACUCUGGUUGAGUACACACUGCUGUUGUAUCAUGCCUUGUUGCCAACCCCAGUUUGGUACCGGUUUUUCUUGAACAGGGAUUAUGGCAGUCUCUUUUCAUCACUGACCACUGGAUUGUAUCUAACUUUCAAGCUGACAUCUGUCGUUGAGAAGGUCCAAUGCUUCGUUGCUGCCUUGAAAGCUUUAUCAAGAAAGGAAGUUCAUUAUGGGGUUAAUGCCACAAUGGAACAGGGCAAAAACUAACAAAGGGAAAUAUGAAACAAGCAAAGUAAACAUUGUGCUGACUUUGACUCUAGCAGCAACAUCUUUUAGAGUCCAAGCUACGCAAACUGGAAGAGCAGCAGCAUAGAUAUAUCUUGAAACUAAAAUCAUCAUAAUGAAUUCACAAAAAAAAAAAAAAAAUAAAAAAAAAAAAAAUAAAGAAGAAGAAAAGAAAUCAUUAUUAUGGCUUCAAUGAUGAAAACCAUCAAUAGACUUAUUUGCCUAUUUAAAAGCUCGCACUAACCCAAGCCACCAAAUAUCUGUGGGAGAUCAUGAGAGUGAAUUUUCUUAUGUUGAAAAAGAUAUGACAAUGUCAUAUGCGUAAUUGUAAUCAUAUAAAGCUGGAUCAAUGAUGAUAAAAGAUGAAAGAGAAAAAUAUUAAAAUAUGUAAUUAUUAAAUUAUAACCGUUAAUUCACAUUUGUAUGAUUAUGAUUAUCUCAUAUGAUCAUGUCAUUUUUUUUUUUAACAUAAAAGAAUACUCGGAGAGAUCACGAAUGCAACUAAUAAGAAAAAUAACUCGGAUACUUUAAUUUCCGUUAACUAGCUCUUGAGUUGACUGGAGCAAAGUGCUGGAGGAGUUAAUUUCCAUUCUCAUAAGAAGAUAUCCAAACAGUUAAUAUUAAAUAUUAGAACACCGAAUUAAAUGUAUUUGACAUUGUUCUUUGUUCUUAGGGUGUUGGGGCUUUUUCAAUUUUUAUUUUUAUUUAUUUAUAAUUCAGGAUUUACUACUAUCAACAUUGAUAUUUUUCAGACAAAAGAAAAAUUAAGUCACCUUUAUUGGAGCUAUUUUC